GAAGUAAUUUUGACUUGACUGAUGGAGAUGAUGGCCACCAGAAACCAGGUACAGGAGGAAGAGAGAGAUGGAACCAUGUCACCACUACCACAACUAGAAGGCCAGGAACAACUAGAGCACCAUCAAAUCCUAUGGAACCAGAUGGUUUUAACUUGGCUGAUGCCUUGGAUGAUCAAAAUGAUCUAGGUGGCCGAAAAAAACCAAAUGCAGGAGAAGGAGGAGGUUUUUCAGAUAAGGAUCUUGAGGAUAUCCUAGGAGGUGGGGGAUACAAACCUGAUCAGAAUAAAGGUGGUGGUGGUUAUGCCAGCAAUGAUGAUCCUGGAUCUGGCAUGUCGACAGAAACUGGGACCAUAGCCGGUGUGGCCAGUGCCCUGGCCAUGGCCCUGAUUGGAGCUGUUUCCAGCUACAUAUCCUAUCAGCAAAAGAAGUUUUGCUUCAGCAUUCAGCAAGGCCUCAAUGCAGACUACGUGAAGGGGGAGAACCUGGAAGCUGUUGUGUGUGAGGAACCCCAAGUGACAUACUCAAAACAAGAAACACAGUCUGCAGAGCCACCACCAUCCGAGCCACCCCGGAUCUGAGGCCCUGUUCAGUGGCAGGUCCACAGGAAGGUGCCACCGUUUGUGACCCAGCUCCAGAUUUCAUUUGCUGACCCUUCAAGUUUCUUCCCAUGCCACUGGCUUAUUAUUGUACUGAGUUUUCUGGACAAGCCUUAGGUGUUCAUGAGUGUAGUUUCUGGGUUCUGUUUUGCCGAGUAUGGUGACUGCUCUACCCCAGGUCCUCUGAAGAGACUUGGUGCUGAGACUUGAGACCCACCUUGAGCAGAUCACCAGCAUUGGAAAUUGCUGGGUCAUAGAUGCAACCUGCUCCAGCCUGAGCAUGGGAAAAAGCAGGGAGACCAAGAUGAGGGUAAACAAGAGGAUGGUGGGGAAGUGCCAAAAGACAGCAUUUCUGCUUAAGCAAUCCUUAGGUACUGUGAGACACUUUACCUAUGUGCCAGAGGGGUUGUUGUGGCACUGACCACUAAGAGCUCUAAGAAGGAUGCUCAGGUAGCAUCUGGUACAUGUGGAGCCCCUGCAAGAAAUAAA
This is a messenger RNA of Cricetulus griseus (Chinese hamster), 1085 nucleotides long. The record is from RefSeq and is a predicted model, not a curated record. Lineage: Eukaryota; Metazoa; Chordata; Mammalia; Rodentia; Cricetidae.